Molecule: messenger RNA, 477 nt
Organism: Emiliania huxleyi CCMP1516
Lineage: Eukaryota; Haptophyta; Isochrysidales; Noelaerhabdaceae
Exons: 2
Coding region: 1-477 (158 amino acids)
Source: RefSeq, a predicted model, not a curated record
AUGAAGAAAACCCGCGAAUUGAAUUUUAUCUUCUUCUCUGCCGUCAGCGUUGAGUCCAGGCGAGUUGCGCUGGCCACUAUCGCUACGCCAAGCCGAGCUGACGCGCCGAGGCGCCGGCCAGUCGCAGCCGUGAGGCAUGCCACAGCAGGGCACGAUAAGCAAGCCGACCUCGGCAGGAGCGGCGCGAGGGAUUGCGGCGCGCCGGAGUGGCAAGACGAAUCGAUCCCAACGGACGCAGACGACGGGGAGAGCAGCACCGUGGGCGACGACAUGCCUAUCAACGGAGGAGACAAUAGGGGGCUCCGGCGUGAAAGAGCUAUCGAAAUCGACCUUGACCCAGCCGAUUCCACCGAUGUCGACGUCAUCACCUCCGCGGCUACCGCGCUUUCGCUCGACGACACCGUGGAGAAUCGUACCGAGGACCUUGCCGAGGCGAUGGGCCGGAUCACGUUUUGGACCCCGACCCCGCCGUGGUGA